AUGUGGCAAUCAGAGAUUUCAACCCUCGCAAAGACUCAAUCGCCGAUUUCGACGCCGGAUGGUUUUCAGAUCUACCAUCUUGACUCGGCUGUUCGAGCUGUCGCUCAGAUACAGAAUCCGGAAGCGGCCUUAGACCCAAUCCGGAUCCGUCAAAAGCGCGUCUCGGUUGACCGGGUUAAACGAUGGACGACGACCGGAUCUCCGACGUCUAAUCACGGAUCUACGGUUGUUGUAGAUCGAUCUAACUUCAGUGGAAGCUGGAUUUCAUUCUCCAUUUCUUCUCUUCUCUUACUCGUCCCGGUCUUGUGUCGAUCGGUUUCCGGAUUCCGAUCACGGCCCUACUUUUGUUUUCCGACGAGAAUGGAGAUGGAAUCAUGUAAGCUGUUCAUCGGUGGGAUAUCUUGGGAGACGAGUGAAGAUCGUCUCCGUGACUACUUUCAGAAGUAUGGUGAGGUCUCACAAGUGGUUAUCAUGAAGGAUCGGUUCACUGGGCGUGGCCGUGGCUUUGGUUUCAUCGUCUUCCUAGACCCCAAUGUCGCUGAGAGAGUCGUUUUGCAGAAACACAUGAUUGAUGGCAAAUCUGUGGAGGCGAAGAAGGCAGUUCCAAGAGAGGAUCAUAUGAUGACAUUGAGCAAAAGUAGCAGCAGUCCCCAGGGAUCGCCAAGGCCAUCAUCAAACACGAAGAAGAUAUUUGUGGGACGGUUGGCGUCAUCAGUGACAGAUGCAGAGUUGAAGAACUACUUUUCUCAGUUUGGGACAGUCAUGGAUCAUGUGGUCAUGUAUGACCACAAAACCCAACGCCCGAGAGGGUUCGGGUUCGUUACAUAUGAUUCGGAGGAUGCUGUGGACAGAGUGCUGCAGAGGUCAUUCCAUGAGCUCGAUGGUAAGAUGGUUGAGGUCAAAAUGGCCGUCCCAAAGGAGACCUCUCCCACUCCAAACCGGAACCUGAUGAGCAAGAUGACUACUUUUGUUAAUGAUUACACGCAAGGGUAUAACCUGAGUCCAAUCUUAGGCUAUGGAGCAAAACCUGAAGGUAGGUACAGUCCAGCAGCAGGCAACAGAGGCGGCAGCUUCUCUCCGUUUUGCCAUGGAUUCGGGAUUGAGCUGAAUUUUGAGGCAAACCAGAAUCAGAGUUACGUAAGUGGAUCCAAUGGAGGUUUUGGAAGACCUUUUAGCCCUGCUCCAGGAUAUAAUGCAAACCUGAGCAUGUACGGUGGCCAAGGGAAUGGUUUUGUCACUCGAAAUCAGCUAUGGGCGGAUAAUGCUAGUGCGGGAUACAUAUCAAACUCUGUGAUGACUGGACGGUUGAAUGGGAACUCUGGAGUAGGGAGCAUAGGAGACAAGUGGGGAACAGUUGGUGAAGGGCGUAGCUAUCACGGUUACAGCAACACAGAGUUGGGGUUUGGUUACGGUAGAAACAAUGGAAUGGGAAUAGAAUCUAGAGGAGGAGGAGGUGUUCAUAUGAGCGGUUUGGGUUGGGGAAUGUCUGGUGAAAGAGGGAUGCACGGUUUUGGAUACAUGAACAACACGGAGCAACUGAUGCUUGCUUAG
This is a messenger RNA of Microthlaspi erraticum, 1551 nucleotides long. The record is from the annotation of a GenBank genome assembly. NCBI's taxonomy places the organism in Eukaryota, Viridiplantae, Streptophyta, Magnoliopsida, Brassicales, Brassicaceae.